This is a messenger RNA of Paramisgurnus dabryanus, 798 nucleotides long. RefSeq lists its product as uncharacterized. The record is from RefSeq and is a predicted model, not a curated record. NCBI's taxonomy places the organism in Eukaryota, Metazoa, Chordata, Actinopteri, Cypriniformes, Cobitidae.
CUACUGGGUGUAAUUUGCAAACAUAGCGUGUUAUUGUUUGUUGAACAAGAUUAAACUCUCUGUGGGUUUCUACUGAAAGCACACACUGGUUUGACAGAAGAAUCGUUGUUUGUAUAUUUAUCUUCAGACAUAUAAGACAGGCCAUGUAUGCAGUUGUUGUCUUGCAAGAUUCAAAUGAAGUGAUGGUGGUAGCAUCAAACUGGUUGACCCCAGACAAGACCCGAUGUUAUUGGCCACCAUUCAAAUCACCGGAGAAAUGUAAAGAAGCUCUUAUGAACAGAAGUGUGCCUUUAACAGCAGGAAAACCAUGGGAGAUGUUAAACAUUCAAUUUCAAGGAGAACAUGGCACUUGGGAACAGGCUCAGAAGGCGAGAGAUGCAAUUAUACAAGCAUACCGCAUCACUGGAAUAAAAAGACCAAAACUUGAAAAUCCUCAAAAUUCACCAUUAGUACCAUCCACAUCCAGAAUGCCAGCUGAUGACAAUGAAGAGAUUCUUCAAAUGCUGAAAGAAAUCAAGAGCAAAGUUAAUGAAAACUCUACCAUGUUAAAGCAACUGUUAAAAAAAGAGACUCCUGUUUCUUAUCCAGCACCCACUAGCACAAGCACACAACCUAAAACUAAAUGCAACCUAAAUCUACCUCUUAAAACCCUUGAAGAUGUGGAGAGGGCUGAACAAGAGCUCCGCAAUGGAGCAAUGCACAAAAAAUAUGUGAGUCCACAAUGUAUAAAGAAAAUUCUUGCAAUAUAGUGUGGCAAAAUGCAACCUAUCACUGUAAAAAAAUUCCGUAGAAAUUGCA